AGUUUACAAUACCUCCUCAGGAAUAACAGGGUACAGGGUGAUCUGUUGUAUAGAUGUUAGUCGACCCGAAACUCCUGGGCUUGACCCCCUUUAUAUAAUGCAUUGUUCAUUAACGGAGUUGAGAUGCUAUCUCCCCAGAUAAGGAAUACUGAUCUACCGACAUCUUGUGGGUCAGUCUACUGUGAUGCCACCUCACUACGAAGUAUGGCCGCCUUCAAAGUUGCAUAGGUAAGACUAUUAGCUGAGUUACUUCGUUGUUACUAACAUGGUAUAUAUAUAUGUAUAAAGAAAAAGAAAAGCCCAUAGGUGCUCGAUGCCUACCUAAGAUAAAAUAAGCAAUAUGUAUAGUAUCCUAAUAAUCCGUUUUUAGCAAUAUCUCCGUCAUAUAUGAUACUUUUACCGCGCAAGCCGUUGGUCCUAUCUACGUUGACAGACCGCGGACUCGGCUUGAGAUCAUGAACAACGCUGGUAACAAAUAUUGGUCCAAAGAUGAAGAAGAUCUGAAGCUCGUCUGCGAUAGCUUAGUUAUCGCUAUUCUCUGGGUAUACGCAUCGGAAUAUAAGUUAGAUAGUGAGUGGUCAUUUCAAUUUGUCACGCUAGAUUCCGAUGAUACUAAUAUAGUUAGUUAGUUGGAUGUUUAGUUCUUGCUUACAUACAACCGGGCUUUGGACAGUUAUGUUUCAUUUGACGGCAGCAAGCCUUCUGGAGAGAAGGAAGUCGCCUUAAAGGGCAAGGGAUAUAUACCAGCUUAUUUGGGGAAAGCAGUGAAUGUUACGUGGCUUGGCAUGUUCAGGUUUUGACGCAUCUCGUCGCAGCUGUCGUCGCAGCUAAAUUCAUCCAGUCAGCCGGUGCAAUCGGAUGUGAAUAAGAGGUACCCCACUUGAAAUGUAUAAAUUUUGGAAUGGAUAGGUACCUCAGCUAGGCAAGUCUGCAUUAUGUACAUCC
Daldinia caldariorum is the source of this 945-nucleotide messenger RNA. RefSeq lists its product as uncharacterized. The annotation marks the transcript as partial. The transcript has a single exon. The record is from RefSeq and is a predicted model, not a curated record. Lineage: Eukaryota; Fungi; Ascomycota; Sordariomycetes; Xylariales; Hypoxylaceae.